This is a messenger RNA of Paramecium octaurelia, 3551 nucleotides long. NCBI's taxonomy places the organism in Eukaryota, Ciliophora, Oligohymenophorea, Peniculida, Parameciidae. The record is from the annotation of a GenBank genome assembly.
AUGUUCGUAAAAUUUGAGAGACAUUCAGAUCGAGUCAAGAGUGUUUCUUUUCAUCCGCAUCGUCCUUGGGUAUUAAGUGCACUUCACUCAGGAGUCAUUGAAUUGAUCGAUUAUAGAAUCAAGAAAAGAAUUGCAAUUUACGAGGAUCAUAAGGGUGCUGUUCGAUCAGUUUAGUUUCAUCCGCAACUCAACUUAUUUUGUUCUGGAGGAGAUGACUUCACUGUAAGAGUCUGGAAUUUUAAACAAUGCAAAUUCAUUUUAUAGGGACACUUGGAUUAUGUUAGAUGUGUGACAUUCCAUCCAAUAAAUCCAUGGGUAUUGUCUGGUUCUGAUGAUCAAACUGCAAGAGUGUGGAAUUACCAAAGUAGACAAACUAUAGCAAUUUUGACAGGCCACACUCAUUAUAUCAUGGCUUGUCAUUUUCAUCCGACUUAAGACUUGAUAAUCACUUGUUCAUUAGAUUAGACUGCCAGAUUAUGGAAUUAUGGAGUGCUCAAAUAACGAUACGCCUAAAAGAAGAAUUAAGAGUAUGUGCUAUCAGGAGCAGAAGUACAGGUUAUUUCAAUUUUGGAUGCUCACAAGGAUCAACUCAAUUGGUGUGCCUUUCACAAAACAGAACCUUUUAUCAUUACUAGUGCUGAUGACAAGAACAUCAAAUUGUGGAAGUACAACGACAAUAAGGCAUGGGAAUACGAUACUCUGACAGGUCAUACCAACAAUGUUUGUUGUUCAGAAUUUCACCCAAAAGGGGAAGUUAUUAUUUCAGAUUCUGAAGACCAUACUGUAAGAAUUUGGGAUUAUGCUACUCGUAAACAAAUUGGAGUUUAUGAGAACAAACACUUUGAUCGUUAUUGGAUUGUAUCAUGUCAUCAAAACAACUAUUACUUCGCAUGUGGUUCUGACACUAUGUUAUAAGUGUUCACCCUUCAUAAAGAUCGAGUGCCCUUUAUCUUAGUUAAUGAGAGAUAUCUCUGUAUGGCUGAAUAAAAGACUCUCAAGGUUGUUGAAUUGACUAGCGGGCAACAACAAACCAUUAGAGAUAUAGCCACUGUGAUUACUCCCACUCCUACUUUAAUAGAGGACAACAUCGAAUUUAUAGAGUACAAUACCUACGACACACAGAAAACAUAAUUGAUGAUUAGAUGCAUUAGAUCAUUCACUGAACCAACUAAACCAAAGAGACACUUGCUAUUGGUAUUCCAACUAUAGAAGGGAGAUUCUGGAGUCAAACAAUUCUUUGCCAAAUGCGCCUGUUUUAUUGGUAAAAGCAAGAUUGCAAGAGUUAAUUAGGAUCAUUAAAUAGAAUUGUACAAUUAUGAAACAGAAGCCAUUUAAAUAAUAGAUGAAAAACAAUCAUCUAAAAUAUUUCCUGCUCCGGGAGGUAAAAUAUUAAUUCAAAGAAGUGAAACAACAACAUUGGAGUUAUUUGAUCCCCUAACCAAAUCAAGCUUACAUUCGGUCGAGUUCUCUGGUGCCAAAUAUAUACUUUAUGUGGAGUCCUAUUUAAUUGUUCAAAGCAAAUUGUCAUUAACAAUCUUCACUAAACAAUUGUAGAAAUUGAUCGAAAUCCAAGAAUAAAUUAAUAUCAAGUCUUUUAUUUGGAUCAACAACUUUAUCGUUUAUUCUACAAAGAGUCAAAUUAAAUAUUUGUUAUUGAAUGGAGACACUGGUGUUUUAAAGUCCACUGAAAACAUUUUAUACUUAAUAAAAGGUGAAGAAUAACAAUAAAGUAAACUUAAGUUAACAACACUGGAUAACACAGCCAAAUAUCUUACAGAAAUACUAGACAUCUCAGAACCUCUAUUCAAGAUUGCCAUUAUGAACAAGGACUUGAAUUCAAUCCAUAAAUUUGUGGAACACAAUCAAAAUGAAGCCAUCCUGUCAUAUCUGUAUUAAAAAAGACUUGCGUCCGUAGCAUUAAAAUUAGUUAAAGAUAAAUAAGGUAAUUGAUGUUUCCAUAUAUUUUAGCUAAAUUUUCACUUUCUCUUGAUAGUGGCAAUUUGGAGUUUGCAUAUAAAGCUGCAGUGGAAAUCAGAGAGCCAUAAUUGUUUGAACAAUUAAGAACUGAAGCCUUAAGGUAGGGUAAUCAUUUGCUGGUGGAUAUUUGCGAUCAACAACUCAGUUAAUUUGAUAGAUUGUCAUUUUUAUAUCUAUGCACUGGCAACACAGAUAAGUAAGACAAAUUGCAGAAUAUUAAUCCUAAUUUUAUAUAUCAAUCCCAAAACCAAAGGAAAAUUGUCAUUAAGAACUCAAUACCCAAAUUAGCGCAAAUUAUGGAGCAUCUCAAUGGAACACCAUAGAAACUGGAUGAAAAUUAAAAGGAAUCCAUAGAAUGGAUCAAAUCAUUAGGUGGUAGCGAGGCUCUGAUUCCCCCAGUUCCCAUAAUGAAAUACAAAAAUGAUCCAUGGCCACUUACAUAAAUGAAUGAGUAAGACAUUAUCAAUCUUGAAGUUACUGAUGAAGCUGUUGUACCAUAGGACAUCUUUACAUUCUAAAAGUAAGUGAUAGAAGAACCAAAUCUUGAUGAGUAAGAAAAUGAUACUAAAUGGCGUUUAGAUGAAGAAGAACCAAUUGAGGAGUUUGUUGAUGCUAAAGUUGGUGAUCCAAUCAAUAAGAGCAUUGAUGAAUAGGCCUUAAGAGGAAACUUUGCUUUUCAGAAUGGAGAAGUAGCCAUUAAACAUUUUGCUGCUGGGGAUUUUGAAACUGGUAUCAAGUUACUAAAACAAUAAAUUAACCUCAAUAAUUGUCAACCACUAUUCAAAUUACUUGCUGAUCUACCAAAUCUUUAGGUUCUAACUAUGACUCCAUAUCUGAGCAAUGCUAUUUUGCCAGUUAAAAUCAACAGAUUGAAUGAGAUCAAGAAUUUGAUUAAAUUAGGUAACUUUAUUUUCUAAUCAUAGGUUACAAAUACACAACAGAUGCAAAAUUUAAUGAAGUUAGCAAUUGCUUUUAAUAAGUCUUACAGAAAUUGCUAUUAACAGACUUUGAAGAGAAUUAAGUUGAUGAAAUCAAGCGAUAUAUUAAUAUAAGUAGAAAUUAUAUGAUUGCUAUGCGUUGCGAUUCACUUAAAAAGGACAGUAAUGCUUUAGAAAUGGCAUGCAAAAUGGCCACCAUCGAUUUAUAACCUGGCCAUCGAAUAUUAACUUUGAGACAGGCACUUAGUAUAAGUUAUAAACAGAAGAACUUUAUCACUUGUCAAAUGAUUGCAAAAAAGUUGAUUGAGUUACUUAAAAAUGAUGUUAAUUAGAAGCCUGAAGUGUUACAAAAUGCAUAAAAAGUAUGAUAAUAGAAAUACAAUAUUUAGUAUGAGAAAGCCUCUUAAUAAUAGAAUACAAAUGCAAUUCAAAUAGAAUUCUAGGAAUAAUGGCUGAAUGAACAGCCAAUCUACUCAGCAAACACAAUUAAAAAUAUUUCCGCCUAUAAGUCUUGUCCAUAUGACGGUAGUGUCUAUGAAACAGAUUACUAACAGACUUGUUUAAUUUGUGGAUUGUGUAAAGUAGGCAAAGCACCUGGACUUAAAUAUAAAUGAAAAUUUAUAUAUAAUAUUUGCG